AUGGUGAAGCGGAUCCUGGCCGACCGGAUCCGGGCGUCGAUCGAGCAGGGGGAGCGCCGCCAGGAGGCGCUGCCCGAGUACUCGUGCGACAUCAACUGCGAGGGCGUCUUUAUGCGCAAGAUGGAGAUCCAGAACACGACGAAGCGGGCCGAGGACCGGCACUGGGCGACCAUGUUCCUCGAGCUCAACGGCACGGCGCUCAACGUGUGGCACUGCAAGAAGGACCGCGCCUGGCGCAAGGCCAAGGGCGCGCCCAAGUUCUCGGCCGACAACCCGCCGUGGAUGAAGAAGACGGUGCUGGCCAAGAGCUACAGCCUGGCCUAUGCCGACGCCGGGAUCGCGGCCGACUACCAAAAACGGAGAUAUGUCAUCCGGAUAAGGGCGGAGACGGACCAGUUCCUCAUCUCGUGCACGGAGCUCGAGACCUUUGUCAAGUGGCUCGACGCCCUCUUCGCCGCCAUCAGCGUCGCGGCGCCCCUCGAGGACCGCGACUUCCCGCGGGACCAGAGCGUCCCGCGGUCGCAGCGCAUGCGCUGGUUCCGCGGGCAGGCGGCCGCCGCGCUGAACAACCGAUCUGCCGGCCGCCGUCUCGCCGACCGGCUGACCGGCCGGACCGACCCCACCGCCGCAGCAGCCGCCGCCACCGACGCGGCAUCGGCAACCCCGGGCGGCCCAGAAGACCUGCCCCCGCAGUUCAUAGAAGACCAGCAGCGGCGGCAGCAGGAGCAGCAGGCCGAGGAGGACGCGAUCACGCCGCUCCCGCCCCUGCCCUCGGCGCAGGCCCAGCGCCGGCCCCAGCCGCCCACCGCGGCGGCGCAGACGGCGGCCUCGAUCCUCAUGGGCCGGCUCUCGAUGAGCGGCGGCGGCGGCGGCAGCAGCAACAACAACAACGAGAACGUCGACACGGACACGGGCAAGUGGACGCCGCCCAAGAAGUGGACGCGCACGCACGACAUGGUCUACGCCAAGCUGUGCUACGCCGUGCUGCUCUUCACGAGCCCGCGCAAGUCCAACUACAUCGUCGCCAGGGGCAAGCAGUGGUUCGUCGACUGGCCCACGGGCCGCAUGGUGCGCGUCAACCCGCCCGCGUACGGCGAGACCGACGUCCAGGGGCCCUGGCACGUCGUGCGCCCCGAGAGGCCUGCUACCGCCGUCGCCGCGGCGGCGGCUGCGGCGGCGGCACAACAGCAGCCUCAGAGGGCGUGA
Molecule: messenger RNA, 1206 nt
Organism: Thyridium curvatum
Lineage: Eukaryota; Fungi; Ascomycota; Sordariomycetes; Thyridiales; Thyridiaceae
Exons: 2
Coding region: 1-1206 (401 amino acids)
Source: RefSeq, a predicted model, not a curated record